GAAAGUGGAUUCUAUAUAAGAAGUCUGUAAGAUGUCACAGCACAGAUAUUGAUUACCUCAGACCCUCCUUCUGCAGAAGUUACACAAUAUUUCGCACUGGGUGGCAUCGGCUAUAAAACUCUCUUUAAAUCUCUUUAAAAUCGGUUACUGCAUUUUCGUUUACAAACACCAGCAUAAUUAGAGAUAAGAUUUGAUAAAAGUGACAUUACACAAGGUGACAUAUUGUCUUGAAUAUUCUGCAGCGUGUUUGUCAUUGCAUUUAAAAUAAUUGAGAACAUUUAUUUGCACUAACAAUGAAAGGGGCUGGACCCAGUUAUCUCUGUGAAAUGUGGGAAUUGUGAAUCUUUCUCGACAAAGUCGAAGAAGCGAAAUAUGGACAAAAUGGACUUUUACCGACAAACUUUUCAAGACCCCUUCCCUUCAUUAAUGGAUGAAAAGCGGUUGAGCCCAGAUUCCAUGAUCGGGCCCAUGCUUAACAGCCAGAAGAAGGAUAAACUGUGUCUGGUGUGUGGAGAUAAAGCACUCGGAUAUAACUUCAACGCCAUUUCGUGUGAGUCCUGCAAGGCAUUCUUCAGGAGGAAUGCACACAAGACAAUACGGGGCCGCUGUGAGGGAAAGUGUGAUGUGAACAUUGAGUCUCGAUCCUUUUGCAAGCGAUGUCGUCUCCAGAAAUGUGUCACUGUCGGUAUGCGGAAGGAUAUGAUCCUGGAUGAUGAUCAAAAAAAGCUCAGGAAACAGAAGAUUCUGAUCAACAAGCUACGUCGCCAUGGCACCUUACCUACGGACACGUAUGCAGUGUCAGACGAGGAUGUCAAGAUGACCUACGGGCCGAAUGUGGCACCACACACAGUGGACUCGCUGCGUCUCCAGUACCCACACCUCACAGACAGCGAAAUCCACCUCCUGUGUGGGUCAGAGCCUGACACAAAGGGCAAGAAACCGGAGAAAAAGGAUCGGUACAACAAAUUCAUGUCCUGGUGUGAUGUGCAGGACUGUCUACCAGAUAUAUUACAGGAUAUGGAUGAGGCAGACAGAAUUGUCCUUGCUGAUAUGAACAAGGCCCACGAGAGUUCUGCUUUCCUCUCCAGUACCCAGACACGCCUCAAAUCCCUGCCAACCAAUCCCACAGAGGUGUUUAACAUUGCUGACGGCUUCGUACGGAGAAUCAUUAAGGUUGCUAAGCAGGUGAACCACUUCAGAAACAUUGAUAAAGACGAUCAAAUCGCUUUGUUGAAAGGAUCAGUUGUGGAAAUUAUGAUGUUAAGAUCUGCAGUGAAUUUUGAUCCUAAAACUGAGACUUGGAAUUUAAGUACUGUGAAUUGCAUAACUAAGCCGAACCCAGCAAGUGGUUCACCAGCUGGAUCACCUUCCACUUCGAAUAUUUGUGACUUGCCCUUGCCAACCUCAGGAUUGGAUCUUAAAAGUUUACGCGAAGCAGCUAAAAAUGGAGCAGACCUCAGUAAAUUGCGACAAAUGGCAAGACAAACGAGUACCUCAAGCAAUGUGGAUGGCACAGAGAUGGCUGCUGCCAGAGACAGAUUCCAAGGCAGUGUCGGUAGCCAUGACAUGGCGGCUGCACGAGAAAGAUAUCUCAGCGGGAAUUCCAGCCCUGGCUCAAGCCAGAGUACAGACAGCGCAGGGCUGGAGGGGCUGCGGAAUGCGGCUGCAGCUGCUGGGUUUAAUAUUGAGGUAUUGAGAAAAGCAGCCAUGAAUGGUGCAUCGUUCGAACAGCUGUCUCAGAUGGCCCAUUCUGGCUCUGCUGCAACAGGCUCACCAGGAAAUGGGGACCCUCCACAGGAAAACUCGCAAGUUAAAGAUGAAAAUGAUUCUAAACCCUCCAGCAUUUCCUCAGAAAUUCUCAAAUUUGGAAAUUCAGAAACAAAAUCUAUGUUCUUGACAUACUCAAAGUUUAUCAAGUCUCUCAUGGGUACCAUAUAUGGAGAUCUAAUAGUGCUUAAGUUCAUGAUCAUGUUGUCCUUAUUCUCUCCAGACAGACAGGGACUCAAAAAUCGUGAAAAAGUUGACAAUUACCAGCAAAUAUAUGCAGAAUCUCUAAGAAAGUACAUUGACAUACGGUUUAACAACGAAAAAAACAUGUUUGCCAGAUGUAUCAUGAAACUAACCGACCUCAGAAACGUGAAUGAAGUCCAUACGAAAAUGCUGCUCAAAAUGCACGUUGAUGACAUCGAACCUCUGCUGGUUGAGAUAUUUGACCUGCCACAGUAACCAUGGCAACAGAUUUAGUAGUAACCAUGGCAACAACCUGUAUUGCUUCAUUGAUUCUGGAUAUAAAAAAGUACCAUUGUUUUUUUUUUCUUUUUGUAUUUAUUCAAAAAAACUAAGAUCAUGUUUUUGUCAUAAUGCAUUUGGAAUGGAUGGUACAUACUUACAGCUGGUUUAUUCUGGAAAAAUACAAUUCAGGUAUUGUGAUAGUGCUGGUGUUCAAGCUGCACUCUCACAGAUUGAGCGUUUUGACAACUUUAUUAUUUUUUGUCUUGGACGAGCCAAUUUUUGCGAAAAUCCUUGGAAACCAGUUAUAUAAGACUGCUGACAAAAAAGUAUUUAAAAUAUUCACAAAAACUUGGUAUACAUGUUACCAGAGGCAAUACGCACAUGUAAAGUAAGGCCCAUAACUCUGGCUUAAAUGUGAGUUAUGCCCCUUUCUUACUUAGAAAAACAGCAGCGUGUCACCAUUGUCGGAUAUUUUUGUUUUUUUCCUGGGCAUUAUGUGUAAUAAAGGUUCAUUAACUUAGAUAUCUGGAUCAUUACCUGUUCAUACUGUUGCUGCAUGUCAAGCAAGGUUUCUAGCUGGCUAAAUCAGACAAAAUAGAACAGACACUUGGGUGUUGCAUUAGUGUUCUUAUUUGCUAACCAUUAUUUAUAAAAUUGUAAUCAUUUUGUGAAAUGUAUGUUAUCAAAACUGAUGUAAAGGUGUGAUUGAAAUGUUCAAGAUUUAAUAUAUUUUAAUUUUGUUAAUUAAUAUGUAUUUGAUAGGCAGCUUACUAAGUGUGAACAUUGUUUAAAAUUAUUGUUUACUCAAAAUGUGAAAUUAAAAAACUGCUGUUAAGUGUGUAAACUACAACUUUUGUCCAUUUAUUUCACAGACAGAUGUUGUGCGAUACCAUGUGUGUCUAUGCCUAUGAACAAAUAUUUCGAUAUUUAUAUCUCCUUUUUUGUGCCAUAUUUGUGUUUGUAAGUUAUAGAUACUUGUUCUGUUGUUAGAGAUAUUACACUUAUUAUGUAUGAAAAGUUUUAAUUUGCCAACUGUUAACUGAAUGUCUGGUAUUUGUAUAAAAAUUAAUGCAAUAUACUUACAUAAUAAUAUAUAUAUAUAUAUAUAUUCAUAUACGAAUGGUUUAUACAGAGAUAAUAUUAGUAUAUAAAUAUUCUAAUUAACACUAUAAUUUUGUGAACAAAUAUACCAUUAAUAUUUAAUUAUCAA
This is a messenger RNA of Mya arenaria, 3442 nucleotides long. Its product is annotated as vitamin D3 receptor-like. Gene Ontology annotation, molecular function: RNA polymerase II cis-regulatory region sequence-specific DNA binding; zinc ion binding; nuclear receptor activity. The coding region runs from base 373 to 2226 and encodes 617 amino acids. NCBI's taxonomy places the organism in Eukaryota, Metazoa, Mollusca, Bivalvia, Myida, Myidae. The record is from RefSeq and is a predicted model, not a curated record. Gene Ontology annotation, biological process: positive regulation of transcription by RNA polymerase II; cell differentiation; negative regulation of transcription by RNA polymerase II. The transcript is spliced from 5 exons.